This is a messenger RNA of Pseudo-nitzschia multistriata, 3306 nucleotides long. The record is from the annotation of a GenBank genome assembly. Lineage: Eukaryota; Bacillariophyta; Bacillariophyceae; Bacillariales; Bacillariaceae.
CUAUAUCUGGCUUCAUUUGGCUGUAAAUCUAUCAUACUUUGAGUGACUGCCAUCGUGCUUUGUGAGGUCCACAGGAGAAAGACGAACGCAAGCACGCAAGACAACCAAUUGCGGGGCGAACGCAAAAACACCCCUCCGCUCAGUUCCGAUCAUAUCUCGGUGCCAGGCAUUCCAUUGGUUGUUGGUUCGCAUUCGGCGGGUGCAUUGUACGCAAWAGAUCGCAUGCCACAAUAGGACACCACUGAUWAAAAAAAACAAUGUGAGUAAGCAAARCAAGCGUGCGAUGUAUGAAUGSCGACAACCGUGUUCAAUGUUUCGCAACAUCCAAACCGGUGGCAAGAAUCCCCUAGAUUGUCUUUUUCAAAGUGAAAUCACSAAUUGUGCUAUUAGGCUUUAAAAAGUGCUGCGUUUGGCUCAUGAAAAUACAUCUACACCACUUAACCUCUCCCGAUGACCCGAUKUUCGAAACCCGAAUUGAAUCAYACCACAUUCGCUCCAAACUCCACGAUUUGCACCGAUUUUGGCAGGAAAUCGGUCAAGGGCCUGUUCCAGCGGUCGUCGAGGGACGAGGACGACCCAGGGAGCCUCGAGAGCAUCGAGCGGGCGUCGGAAAAAUCGUCUCGGAAAAAGCAGCGGCCUCCGAGUCUCCGGGACAUUCCCCGGCUGACCCGUGAAUUGACGAUGCAGAACUCGAAAUCGACGUCCCUCCGAGAGGCCCAGGAAAAGGCCAUCCAGGCGGCGAAGACGCUGUACGAGCUCUGCGACGUGGGGCACAAGGCCAACCGCGAGCCGAUGGUGGCGAGCGGCCAGUACGACGUCAUCGGGCCCCUGACGCAGUGCCUGUUGCACGAGCCCAUUUAUUUUCACGAGGCAUACAACGGUAACAGCAUCACGAGCGCUUCGGCAUCGGCAUCGGCAUCGAAUGUGUCGGUGGAUCCACUGUCUUUGUCCGAGGAAACAGGAGGAACAUCUGCAGCUCCGGAAGUUUCGGCCGAAGUACCGCAGCAGCCCGAAAUCAAAGACGAUGCCGCUGACGGUGAGAGCGUAGAGACCGACGCAGCCGACAACAAAACCACAGGUGGUGAUYCGGAAGGAGAGAAUAAUCACAUAGAUUCGACGCAGGACGAAGUUUCAAAGCCCAUUACUCCGACCGGCGACGAACAGACAGCGGCACCGAUCCCAMCGGCAGCGCCCGCUGAUGCAGAAGAUCGUCUUUCGUCACCCAACCCACAAUCCUGCUCCGACUCCAUUUCCACUGUGAACCAGAAGCAGCAGAAACGGAAAAAACAACCGCGGGUCGACCAUAAGCUGCACUUCGUCUGCCUCACGCUCAACAAUCUAUCCAUCCCACACGACAACAAGCGCGUCAUGGUCAUGGAGAGGGGUGCGAAACGUCUGAUCGAAAACCUCUGCAAGGUGAUCGCCUYGGGAAAAAARGAGGCUCACCUCUGCUGCAUCGUGCUCAUGAACCUCUCCUUCUACGAACCGGCGCUUGCCGUCAUCGGCCAGUUCUCACCCCCGAGGCGCCUGAACAUAGCCCAGGCGCCGCCCAAACCGGAACCGGUCUCACCAGCGGCAAGCAAUGCAGAAGGCAACGGCCAGARCAACAACAGCGGCAGUGGUCCGAACAAGGCCGCCAAGGCCGGGAAGAAGGCCCUCGCCACCACUACCACCGUUCUGAAGCGGGCCGCAGCCGCCGUGAGCAGCAAGCCACAGAAGCUGACGCCCCUCGAAAACCCUAGAUCUCUCCUCCGGAUCCUUCAGGACCUUGUCUGYAGUGCCGAGCGGGAGACGUCUGAUUUUCGCUGGGCUUUUGGGCUGCUUGCCAACCUCUCUCGGUAUCCGGAAAACGCCCUGUUGAUUGGGCUGACGGGAAUUCCUCGGGUCGCAGUGGACAACCUCAGGAAGGCCAAGACCCCCAGCAGCCAGUGGGCGACGAAUUCCCUCGAGGACUUYUCCCUGUAUUUUUUGCUGCACCUUGCCGAAGUCUGCCCUCCUUCCUCGCUCAAGGGGGCCCUCGAGGUUGCCACGAAGAUCAUGAACAACUCCGACGAUCACUAUAUACGAAGCUAUACCGAUGGUAGCGUCCAGGAAGAAAGCAAAGAUGCUUCCGAUGGCAACAACAAUCGAAACCACAACGGAAAUCACGAGCUCGCACAYGGAAGCAAUCACAGAAGCGGGAUCCAGAACCUCAAGGCCACCAUGAUCUGUGCCUUUUUGGGGUUGGACUGGAAGGAGUUUCCGGACCACGGGGUAAUUGCGGCCGGGGCCGUCUCGGAGCUCAUGGCCAACACGUUCGAGCGGGUCGGAAAAAAGGCUACCUAUACCGACAGCGACUUUUUGCUGCGGACCGCGGUCAGCGCCUACGCGGCCCUAGCAAAGGCCGCGGCGAAAGCGGACUACAGCGAGGCGGCCUCGAACCUGCAAACAUCCGAGUCAAAAAUCAACAAGAACACCCUUACCCCGGCAACCGCUGCCGCGGCGGCAAAGGAUCCGGCACCGGCAAAGGCCAAUGGAUCCUCUCCGUCGUCGUCGUCUUCCGGAUCGUCCUGCGUCCACACAAAGGUCAUGGCUCUGCCCACUUCCGUUUGCCUCCUGUUCAAGAUCAUCAACGCGAUCGCCCUCCACUGGGGGGAAGACAACAACAAGAACAGCGGUGGCAGCAGUCACGGGAGCAGUCACGGCACGGGAGGCGGUGAAUUGCCAUCGUCCUACUCCGAAACCUAUCACUGGGACAUCAAGGCGGGUGACCUAGCCGUCGCGGCGGUCAUGUCGCUCCUUCCUGCUCUGYUGGAGGGGACGGGCGACGGCAAGCCUUCCAUGGGGACCCAGCAGGCCUGCGCCGACCUGUCGAAGAUGUUUGUCUUUUUCUCCAAAAAGACCAACUCGAUUGCGGUCCGGGCCCGGUCUCUCGAGGUGGCCGAGAAGUUCACGGAGAGCGCAUCCGGGAGCGCCCUUCCCCUGCUGGAGGCAAGCUAUGAUCUGUGCCGAAACUAUGGAAUCCACAGGCUGCAAAAGAAUUUUUUGUAGCGCAAAACAACCGAAACACGUGCCAUCCAACCAUCGCUCCAUGGUUCUAUGUUGUAGCGCUGUUGCAGAGGCAAUCGAAUCAAUGCAUACGAAAUUGACGAWUGCUGUAAUGUGCAAUAGCAGAUUUUAAUGCACGGUUCUAUGUUGUAGCGCUGUUGCAGAGGCAAUCGAAUCAAUGCAUACGAAAUUGACGAAUGCUGUAAUGUUCAAUAGCAGAUUUUAAUGCAUGAGGUUCGCGUGGUACGUAUCGUUUCAAAAUAAAAUAAAAAUAGACUA